GACACUUGCCAUUUUUAUUUUAUUUCCUGCAUUAAUAGGCUACGCAUACGUGGACGCAUAGCGCACAGUAGUGACAUGGCUUGUGCUCAGCGGUAUGUCAACAAAGUUGUCAUCGUGACUGGGGGCACUAGAGGCAUUGGAAGGGGCAUCGUUAAAGUGUUUGUUCAAAAUGGGUCCAAAGUUGUGUUCUGCGCUCAAGAGACUGAGUUGCCAGCUGGCCAGUCUCUUGAGUCUGUGCUGAAUAAGGAAGGGCCGGGAUCAUGCAUGUUUUUGUCAUGUGACGUGACAAAAGAAGAUGACAUCAAGCGAUUAAUAAGUGAGACGAUUGAGAGAUUUGGACAAAUCGACUGUUUGGUGAACAACGCUGGGUGGCACCCCCCUCACAAGCCCACAGAUGAAACCACUGCUGAGGAGUUUAGAGACCUGCUUAAUUUGAACCUCAUCAACUACUUCCUUACUUCCAAGUAUGCACUGCCGUAUCUGCGCAAAACGCAAGGAAACAUCAUCAAUUUAUCCAGCCUUGUCGCCUCUAUAGGUCAGAAAGACGCAGCUACCUACGUAGCAACCAAGGGGGCGAUCACCGCCAUGACUAAAGCAAUGGCUGUGGAUGAGAGUCGCUAUCAAGUGAGAGUCAACUGCAUCUCUCCAGGCAAUGUAAUGACAUCUCUGUGGGAGGAGCUUGCUGGCCAAACCGAAAACCCUUCUACCACUAUUAAGGGGGGAGAAAAUUCUCAGUUGAUUGGUCGAAUGGGAACGGAGGCUGAGAGUGGAUUAGCUGCUCUUUUCUUGGCAGCUGAUGCCACUUUCUGUACUGGGAUAGAUUUGUUUCUAAGCGGAGGGGCCGAACUGAACUACGGCUUCAAAAGCCAAGUUCCAUAACUGAACAAUGAUGGAAAGGUCCUUGAAAUGAUAAUAUGGUUUCAUUCCUCCUCUCAGACAGCUUUUUUGAUGCUUUUGAGGCAGUGCUGCUUCAAAAUGCAACUAUUUACCAACAAAAUAUGAGAUUUUGGUUAAUUUUGUUAAGGUGCCUUUGUUAAAGUGCAAUUAUACAAAUAAGUA
Rhinichthys klamathensis goyatoka is the source of this 1059-nucleotide messenger RNA. RefSeq names its product hydroxysteroid (17-beta) dehydrogenase 14 (gene hsd17b14). Gene Ontology annotation, cellular component: cytosol. Lineage: Eukaryota; Metazoa; Chordata; Actinopteri; Cypriniformes; Leuciscidae. The record is from RefSeq and is a predicted model, not a curated record. Bases 76 to 879 code for a protein of 267 amino acids. Gene Ontology annotation, molecular function: estradiol 17-beta-dehydrogenase [NAD(P)+] activity. Gene Ontology annotation, biological process: steroid catabolic process. The transcript is spliced from 9 exons.